Molecule: messenger RNA, 1175 nt
Organism: Elaeis guineensis (African oil palm)
Lineage: Eukaryota; Viridiplantae; Streptophyta; Magnoliopsida; Arecales; Arecaceae
Product: stromal cell-derived factor 2-like protein
Source: RefSeq, a predicted model, not a curated record
CCGCCUUCCUCCUCCUCGGCAUCGACCUCGAGGAGGGCUCCGUCUUCCCCGCCGCCGCUGCCCCUGAGGGCGUCGAGAUUACAUAUGGGAGUGUUAUUAAAUUGAUGCACGAGAGGACGAAGUUUCGGUUGCAUUCACACGAAGUGCCCUACGGGUCGGGGAGCGGGCAGCAGUCAGUCACUGGCUUUCCCAAUGUUGACGAUUCGAACAGCUAUUGGAUUGUAAGGCCCGUGCCAGAUUCAUCUGCCAAACAAGGUGAUGUCAUUCAAAGUGGUACUACUAUCAGGUUACAGCAUAUGAGGACUCGAAGAUGGCUACAUAGUCACUUGCAUGCUUCCCCAAUAUCUGGUAACCUGGAGGUGAGCUGUUUUGGAGGAGAGAACGUGUCAGAUACUGGUGAUUUUUGGUGGCUUGAAAUUGAGGGUAGUGGGAAAACAUGGAGGCAAGACCAGAGAGUAAGACUUCAACAUGUUGAUACUGGUGGUUUCCUGCAUAGUCAUGGCAAGAAGUACACUCGAAUAGCUGGAGGGCAGCAAGAGGUCUGUGGUGUACGAGAUAAACGUCCUGAUAAUGUCUGGUUAGCAGCAGAGGGUGUAUACCUUCCGGUUAGCGGAAGCAAGUAACAGAUCGAUUUUAUUAGAGUUGAAGCUGGAUAAAAAGAUGUUCAGUUCAUUGAGAGCCGAUGCUAAUUAAGGAAGCUUUGACAUUUUAAGUCUUGAGAAUUGUAUGGAGCACGUCUGCUUAAAGUUUACGUACAAGAGUUCUUUCUUUUUUGUGGCAGUUUCAGAAAUGGUAGUGGAAAUUCUCGUGAGAGGUCCAGCUUCGCCAGUUUGUCAAAUUAGACUAUCAGAUCUCAGCUUUUUAUAGAGAUGGUACGCUUUACAGACGAGCUUUUCUUGUCUUAGUUCCAUUGUCGAGGUCGUUCCGGACAUGGUUUACUCUUGGAUGAAAAGUUCUUUAUCAUCCAUGAACUUCCGGUCUUCAGCAUGUUUCUUUGACUUUUUCACUGAAAGUAAUGUAAUUUAAUCAUCGUUGUUGAGGUUAGCGGCUGGAGUUGUUCUCCGUUGUUUCUGUUUUUGUGCGAGUAAUCAUAUAAACUAGCAUUUAAUGUAUGCUAUGCAUUUGAAAAACUCAUUUACGUUAGUUUUUGUUUAAUGGAUUUUUUUUUUCUUUAA